Molecule: messenger RNA, 672 nt
Organism: Leptosia nina
Lineage: Eukaryota; Metazoa; Arthropoda; Insecta; Lepidoptera; Pieridae
Source: the annotation of a GenBank genome assembly
AUGUUCUGUCGCGGAUAUGUAUUCGAUGCUGAGAUCCUGGUGGCGUUGGAAGAAGGCGAUGCACGUUUAGCAUUGGAUGCGGGGCCAGGAGUCCAGACGUGGGCGGCGAAGUGCGCACGAGACCAUGCCCCGCCAGACGUACUUGCCGAGAGGGACGAUUGGGGUAUUGCUCCUGGCAUGUGGGGAGAAUGGGGUGGGUCAGCAUUACCGCGGGUGCCUGCACCCUCGCUGGAGGCAAGUGCGUUCAGCCCUCGCGCGCCUCAUCUUCCACCCGUCCCUCAUCCAGCUACUGUGGCGCUGGUGCUCCAUAAUAGAGAGUCAGAUAACCCAGUGCCCAUCGAGUCUGAACUGUGUGCGGAAAUCCUGCGCAGUCUAGAGGACGCCCCGGACUGCGAUGAUAAACGAGAUGCAGUAGAGAGGUAUCGCGGCGGUGGCAGCGAAGUCACGAGUGAGACAAGCGGUUCAAUGUCUCCAGAAGAAGAAGAUAGACCUCUGCACACAGAGCAAGAAGUUACAGAGACACCAGAUUCAGCUCUAUGCAGGAUAUCGCCGAGUACAGAACGUGCGGCUUGUCGAUGGACACUAACUGGCCGCGGCGUCAGAUUACGAGCAGACCUCGCUAGCCCCGAGGAUGUCUCACUAGACACGGACAGACACGGAACCUCCGUCUGA